AUGGGCAAUUACUCUCAGGCGCUUGAGUAUCUUCAGAAAGCGCAUUCGAUUGAAACAGAAUCGCUUCCACCAAAUCAUCCCAAUUUGGCUGGCUCCUAUGGUAAUAUUGGUCUGGUGCAUCGUGAGAUGGGCAAUUACUCUCAGGCGCUUGAGUAUCAUGAGAAAGCGGUUUCCAUUCAAACCCAAUCACUUCCACCAAAUCAUCCUCAUUUGGCUCUAUCCUAUGGCAACAUUAGUGUGGUGCAUCGUGAGAUGAGCAAUUACUCUCAGGCGCUUGAGUAUCAUGAGAAAGCGGUUUCCAUUCAAACCCAAUCACUUCCACCAAAUCAUUCUAAUUUGGCUCUGUCCUAUGCCAAGAUUGGUGUAGUGCAUCGUGAGAUCGGCAAUUACUCUCAGGCGCUUGAGUAUCAUGAGAAAGCGCUUUCGAUUCAAACAGCAUCACUUCUACCAAAUCAUCCUAGUUUGGCUGCAUCCUACACUAACAUUGGUGUGGGGCAUCGUCAGAUGGGCAAUUACUCUCAGGCACUUGAGUAUCAUGAGAAAGCGCUUUCCAUUCGAACAGAAUCACUUCCACCAAAUCAUCCUAGUUUGGCUGCAUCCUACACUAACAUUGGUGUGGGGCAUCGUCAGACGGGUAAUUUCUCUCAGGCACGCUAUUAUUACAGAAAGGGGCUUGAAAUUUGGGCGGCUAUUCUCCCCCUCGUGGAUUCAAGAAUUGUAUGGAUUUGGGAAAAAUUAGGCUAUUUGUAUAUGAAGCAGGGAAAACAUGGACGCGUGCUUGCAUUUUGCCCAGCUACUUCGAUACCUAUGGAAAAAUGGCGCUGUCAUGGGAGACGUUCGGAAUGA
Messenger RNA from Adineta ricciae, 846 nucleotides. The record is from the annotation of a GenBank genome assembly. Lineage: Eukaryota; Metazoa; Rotifera; Eurotatoria; Adinetida; Adinetidae.